This is a messenger RNA of Corylus avellana, 582 nucleotides long. NCBI's taxonomy places the organism in Eukaryota, Viridiplantae, Streptophyta, Magnoliopsida, Fagales, Betulaceae. The record is from RefSeq and is a predicted model, not a curated record.
AUGGCGUUACUUUUGAACCAGCAAAAGGUUCAGGAACAAAACGCUUUUCUUUUCUGUUUUGCUCUAUGGGUAUUUUUCAACAAGCGAUCCAAGAAAUGUUCUAAUCUGGCCAGCUUUUACAAGAUCACAGACACCGACGCGGCCGCCACCAUCGCCACCGCCGAUAACUGCUCAAGCAGUAGGAAAUGCAAGGGCAAAGGAGGCCCCAACAACAGCAAGUUCAGGUACCGUGGAGUCUGGCAGCGGAGUUGGGGCAAAUGGGUAGCCGAGAUCCGAGAGCCACGCAAGCGUACAUGCAAGUGGCUCGGCACUUUCACCACCGCCGAGGCCGCCGCUCGCGCCUAUGACCACGCCGCCAUCAUCCUCUACGGCUCAAGGGCUCAGCUCAAUCUCCAGCCCUCUAGCGGUUCCUUGUCCCACUCCUACUCCUCCACACGUGGCACCUCCUCCUCGUCUUCAACUCAAACCCUCCGCCCUCUUCUCCCUCGCCCCUCUGGGUUUCUUUUGCGAGAAGACACGGAGAUGGAGAGGGAGCUGGAGGAAAAGAGAAACUACGCUGGAUAUUUUGGGAGAAACAACUGA